AACCGGAAGUAAUACGGUAGAGAGAUUUCCGCGAAGGUAAUUCACUUUAAAUGAAAAGUAAAUUCCAUGAAUUGACGUCUACGAUCGGGGAGAUCUGUGACCAUGUUAUUAACCCAAAAGUGGCAAAAGAAAAUUAACCACGAUUUACGUUCCUUGUAUUGUUGAUGUAAGAUAACCAGUAACCACGGAAACGUGAAUAACCAAUCAAGAUGAGAGUACAGUGUUGUAUUUGUUCGUAUUUAUUGGAGAAUAAAGAUGGCGUUAAUAUAGCAGCGACACCUUGUGGUCAUACAUUUCACGAGGCUUGUUUGAUGCCCUGGAUAGAGAGGUCAGGAACAUGUCCAAGCUGUCGGAAAGUAUGUACCAGACCAGAUGUCAUUCCUAAAUUAUAUUUUGAUGAUGGUGAAAUGGACGCAACCGGAGACGACAACCAAACAAAUCAACUUCUUAAAGAAAUAUCUACUUUAAAAAUGAAACUACAGCAGACAAAAAUUGUAUUAAACAACCAGAUAUCGGUUGCGAAUAAAAAAUUUGCUAACCAGGCCAGCAUGUUGAAGAAGAAGGUUCAGAAUAAAGAAAGCCUUUUAGUGAAUAAAAUUCAAGAACUGAGAACAAAACUAUUAGACAUUGAGGAAGAGAAAAUUAAACUGACUGGUCUGAUCAUGGCGAAAGAAGAUUUAGAAAAAUUGUUAGCCGAGGAAAAAAGUAAAAAUUUGAUAUUGAAAAAGCAAGUAUCGACAGUCGCAGAAUGUUCUAAAAAGAUGAUCUGUGAUUUGAAGGCUAAAAUGCUACCGCGAGAGAAAGCUUUUAAUGUCCAGAAAAAAAAAUAUAAUCAAGUAUUGAAAGACAAAAACAUCCUUUUAGAAACAACAAAUUCUCUCCAAAAUAGGUUGAAAGACAUACGGUAUGAAAGAGACGGUUUAUAUCAACGACUAAAAUACGAGAAAUAUAUGACAGCGGAAUUAAAAAAACAGAUAUCCAAGUUGAAGGAGGAGCCGAAUAAUCUGAGCAGUAAAGUUGCCGCGUAUAAAGUACAGUUUAGGAAACGAGAAGUGGCUUUGAUUCACAAGAUUCGAACAGCAGAUUCUGAGAUAGCUAAACUUCGCAGCAGGCGUUUGGAGAUCAAGAAUGAAGAAGUUGAUGAAUUAAAGAUACAAUUAUUAAAUUCAGAGGAGAAACUAAAGAUGAAGUCCGAUCAGACAGUGAAACUAAUGAGAAUAGUGAAACAAGGACAAGAAAUAUUUGGUCAUAUACAAACAGAAAAUACAGAGACAUCAGAUAAUAGUCGAUCUUUCAAAAGAAAGAGAAGGAAGAUAUGAAAUAAAACAUGGCUGAGAUAUGAUAAUUAUAUGUAAAUUAUAUGCUCUAGACAUACCUUGGUCCAUUGGGUUCCAAUUUCAUGAUUUUUUUUUUUUUUUAGAUAAGUUUAUAUCAUUUAAUUUCCACAUACUGUAUAACUUACGAUUUGUAUUUUAUUUAUUUUACAGUUAAUCGAUGUUCAUCCCAACUGAUUGUUUAAGUACAGAAUAGUUUUCUAUUAUAGAACUUUUUAGUCUUCUUUUGUAUAUCAUCAUUUAGUGAUUAAAAUUAUUAGAAGUUGACUGAAUUGUGUACUGUUAAACUUUCACGUUUUUAUUGGAAUCGUAUUGGCAAACGCCUACUCAUUAUAAUUAACAAAUUUAGUUUACUGUGCCAGACAGUAUGGAUAGUGAGAUUGCAGCUAUUGUUAUGGAUGAAAAUAAAGAGACAUCAGAUAAUGGUGAAGGACAGAAUGGGGCUCAACAGAUUAUGGAUGAAGAACCGCGCUUGUUAAGUCGUGAGACAGUUGACUCACAGCGUAGGAUAAUCGUUGAGAAGCUGAAUACUCUGACACAAGAUUUGAAAUCUUUAAUGUCCAGUGACGUAGAAUCUGAACGUGUCAGAGUAGAUUAUAAGUGUUGGUUGAACUGCUACGAGGAAUUUCAACUUGUGCAUAGCGACUUUUUCAAACUGUUAAAUGAACAGGAACUUCACGAAUAUUUGGAAUCGGAAUAUAAAAUAUUCGAUGAAAGAGUUUGUAGUUUUCGUCAGCUCGUUGAAGAGUGGUUUCAACAACACAGGGAUGUAUAUGUAACUCCUAACGACAGUGUUUCACGCACUAGCAGAAGAUCAUCACAUCGUUCAAAUACAAGUAAGAUGUCUAAUUUGUCUGCAGUUCGAAUAAAACAGGAACAAGAAAACGUUGAAUUAAUAGAACGGCGGAGACUUUUGGAGAAAAAGCAGAAGUUAGAAAUGGAAAAAUUGGAGAUGAAAUUACGGGAAGAACAGGAAAAUCACGAAAGGAAAUUACGCCAAGAAAAGGAGAAUUUGGAAAUAAAAUUGCGAGAGGAACAAAUGGAAAUGGAUUUCAAGAUGGCAGUCGCCGAUGCUAAAACCAGAGUUCUAAAUCAAGAAUACAGAACAGUGAGUGAAGCCAGCUGUUCUACCAAUCGAUCAAACAGUAACGGAAACCAAAAGGCGUGUCCCGAAAACAGACCAGCCGAAACUGAAGGGUACAAUUCAAAUUUUGUAGAAUCUUCAUCAGUUAAUCGUGAACAUAUGAACCCUUCGAAUGACAUUUAUUGUAAUCGUGUGUAUUUACAUGUACCCCAUUUGCCGAUAGUAAAGUAUAUGUGCCUCCACAAAAUCAAAAGGAUGAAUUAAACAAUCCCAAUUCCAGUGCAUCGCAUCAAUUCGAAGAACUUGUACAUUCUAUGAAGAGGCCAACAAUGGAGAUAAAGAAAUUUGGAGGUAACCCUAUUGAAUUCCAUUAAUUUUUGAGACAAUUUAAUUCUUCUGUAAUAAGUCAUACUAGUAAUUUUGAUGAUAUAUUGAACUAUCUAGAACAUUAUACGUAUGGCCCUCCAAAUAAAAUAGUUUCUGGUUAUAGCUUUUUGUUGCCGGAAGCUGGCUAUAAGUCCGCUAUGAAAGAACUUUCUGAAAGAUAUGGGCAGUCCGAAACUAUUGCGUCAGCCUUUAUAAAGAAGGCACUUGAAUGGCCUCCCAUUAAAGCGGACUCUCCUAAAUCCUUGGAUGAUUUUAGUAUUUUCUUGUCGGAAUGUAACCAUGCUGUUGAUAACAUUGAUUCACUUAGGACAUUAGACUAUCCAGAGAAUAUAAAGAGUCUAAUCAAAAAAACUGCCAUUUUAUAUGCAUGAUCGGUGGCGUAGUAUUGUUACAGAUAUAAAGGAUCGCGGUGAUCCAGUAUCCUUCAAACAUUUAGUGAAUUUCGUAAAGAAGGAGUCUCGUAAGCUAACAGAUCCGAUCUAUGGCAAGGAAGCUAUGUCCAGUCAAUCAAUUCAUAGCAAUGGAGUAACGAAACAGUUUCCAAAGAAAGCAUUUUCAACUGAUCUUAAGGCUGCAAGUAAAACCACAAAGUGUCUUUGCUGUGAUGGACCUCAUUGUAAAAAAUUCUCCAAUAUGAAACCUGAGGAGAUGUCAACGUUUGUGCGAAAGGAAAGAUUGUGUUUCGGAUGCCUAAGGCAUGGCCAUCAAAGAGUAAGGUGUUGGAAGAAACUGAUCUGUACUCAUUGCAAUGGGAAACACCCAACCGUUCUCCAUGACAAGUUUUCCUACACAGAGGAAUGUCCAAGUAAAAUUCCAGUUUUAGAUGAUGAACCGCCAAACUCAGAAACUAAGGUCAAGUCUUGUGGUGUAAUGGAGGCCGGAGAACACCAAAUAUGCACUAUGCCUAUUACUCCAAUUCAAAUAGGUGUGGGUUUGAAGAUGAUAAAGACAUACGCUUUUCACGAUCCAGGGAGUAGUGUAUGUUUUAUUACUAAUAAUUUGUUACACCAAUUAGGUCUUGAAGGAAAGGUAACAAAAAUUACCAUUGACACAAUGGGAAGCAGUAAAUCUGUUACAUCCAAAAUGGUACAUGGUUUACAGGCCUACAGCAUCAACCUCGAUGAUUCAAUUAAGCUUCCUGUGUGUUAUUCAACUGAUAAGAUCCCAGUCGGUAAAGGUCAUAUUCCCACGACAGAUGACGUUUGUAUGUACUCUCACCUAAGCGACAUCGACAUUCCAGAACUGGAUUGUGAGGUUGGAUUGCUUAUAGGAAAUAACGUCCCCGAAGCCUUUGCUCCGAAAGUUAUUAGAACCGGUCCUCGGGGAACACCCCAUGCAUCUAAAACAGCUCUUGGGUGGAUAUUGUGGAAUGUUACGAGAGAGACUAACUGCAUAGUCAAUAGUAGAAUCGCUGUCAAUCAGGUAUUGGUAAACUCAAUAAUGGAAAUGGCGAAGUUAAAUGAACUAGAGAAGAUUAUUAAAAGGACAAUCAAUGUUGACUUUCCUGAAGGUGCUAUUGAUGACCGUAAAGAAAAUUCUGUCUUGGACGAAACUUUCCUUAAGAAGGCGAAAAAUUCUACGAAAUUGCUGGAAUGUGGUCAUUACGAGAUCGGACUUCCUUUUACGUCAGAUAACCUAAUAAUGCCAAGGAACUUAAAUAUGGCGCGCAGUAGAUUAAAUAGUCUUCGGAGAAAAAUGGAUCGUGAUGCAAGGUUUCAUGGCGAUUAUGUCAAGUUUAUGAAUACUAUUUUAUCAAACCAUUAUGCAGAAGAAGUUCCAGUAGAUGAAAUAAAUACCAAUUUGAAUAAGCUGUGGUUCAUACCCCAUCAUGGUGUAUACCACAAGCAAAAAGACAAGCUGCGAGUAGUGUUCGACUGUUCAGCCAAAAGUGAAGGUGUAUGUCUAAAUGAUAAUCUGUUGUCAGGACCAGAUCUUACCAAUAGUCUACUUGGGGUUUUGAUGCGCUUUCGUUUGGGUAAAAUUGGCGUUAUGGCUGAUAUAGAAGGUAUGUUUCACCAAGUAAAGGUACCUGUGGAAGAUAGGAAUGUGUUACGAUUUCUAUGGUGGCCCGAUGGAAACACGUCUGUAGAACCCAAACAGUAUCGCAUGACAUCUCAUUUAUUUGGAGCCGUAUCGUCACCAAGUUGCGCGAACUUUGCGUUACAGAAAACUGCAUUAGACAAUAAACAUUUAUUUGACGAUGAAGUGGUAAGAACUGUUUUAGAAAACUUUUACGUGGACGACUGUCUUAAAUCUUUGGAUGGUGAAGUCGAGAUGUCUGAACUUAUUUGUAAUGUUGUAAAACUGUGCAAGUUAGGUGGUUUUCGUUUACAUAAGUUUAUUACAAAUAGUAAGGCAAUACUGGACACUAUUCCUGUUACAGAACGUGCUGUUUGCUCUAGUCCCUUGCUUGGCGACGAUGAAUUCACUUUGGAGAGAGCAUUAGGUGUACAUUGGGAUGUGUUUUUGGACUCACUCACAUUUAAGAUAAAUAUCAAGGCAAAACCAGUAACGC
This is a messenger RNA of Patella vulgata (common limpet), 5320 nucleotides long. RefSeq names its product E3 ubiquitin-protein ligase TRAIP. The record is from RefSeq and is a predicted model, not a curated record. The transcript has 4 exons. Lineage: Eukaryota; Metazoa; Mollusca; Gastropoda; Patellidae. The coding region runs from base 210 to 1319 and encodes 369 amino acids.